Clonostachys rhizophaga is the source of this 1221-nucleotide messenger RNA. The record is from the annotation of a GenBank genome assembly. Lineage: Eukaryota; Fungi; Ascomycota; Sordariomycetes; Hypocreales; Bionectriaceae.
AUGCGUCUCAUUUUCACGGCUUCAUUUCUGCUGGCGUUGGCCAAGGCUUGGACCCCCGAGUCCCAAGAAAAUGACACCACCGGUGCCAAGGCCAAGCGCUGGUUGUCUGGAGCCAGCAAGAUCAGGGGUGUCAAUCUCGGCUCUCAGUUUAUCAUCGAGCCUUGGAUGGCCAACGACGAAUGGAACAGCAUGGGAUGUGCCAAUACCAAUGAUGAAUGGGCUUGUGUCAAGAAGUUGGGCCAAGAUGCUGCUGAUGCUGCGUUCAAGAAGCACUGGGACACUUGGAUAACUCAGGCUGAAAUUAAAGAGAUUGCCAGCCUGGGUCUCAACACCGUUCGCAUUCCCGUCGGCUUCUGGAUCAAAGAGGAUCUUGUCAAGCAGGGCGAAUACUAUCCCCGUGGUGGUCUUGCCUAUCUGGACAGACUUGUCGGGUGGUGCAGAGAAGCUGGUCUGUAUGUUAUCAUGGACUUGCACGGUGGUCCCGGAUCCCAAUACCCUAACCAGCAGUUCACCGGUCAUGGUGUUGAUUAUCCCGGGUUCUACACAGCCGAGAACUACGAGCGCGCGAUAAAAUUCCUCGAGUGGAUGGCGGACCGCAUUCACACUACUCCGAAUUAUUGGAACGUCGGUAUGCUCCAGGUCAUGAACGAGCCCGUCCACGCCUCGGGUUACUCUGCUGAGGCUGCGGAUAUGAUUGCCAAUUAUUACCCCAAAGCAUUGGAGCGCAUCCGCGCCGCUGAACGCCGACUCAACACUGCCGAUGCCAACCUUCUCCACGUUCAGUUCAUGGGCGAAGCCUGGGGAUCCGGUAACCCCACUGCGAAUAUCCAGGAUAAAAAGUUCCUGUCUUUCGACGACCACCGCUACUACAAAUGGGACCCCUCUGUCACAACAACAAAGGAUGGCUACAUCAAUGCAGUGUGCAAGGACAACCGUGGCUCGGAUAUCAUCAUCGGAGAAUGGUCUAUUGCUGUCGCUGACGCUGUUGAGAGCAACAACGAGUUCGGUAUUCGGGGGCGAUCUGAUCAGGCAGACUGGUAUCGAAAGUAUUGGGCAGCCCAGGUGAAGACCUUUGAGAAGUCUGGGGGCUGGGUUUACUGGUCCUGGAAGUGCAAUUGGAUUGGAGGCUUCGAUGAAUGGCGCUGGUGUUAUAAAUCUGCCGUCAACGCGGGUGUCAUUCCCAAGGACGUGACCAAGGCAGCGCUGCUUAGCCCCUGUUAA